AUGGAUGAGGACAUCGACUUUGACGCAGAGCUCGACAUUCAGGACUCGCCUCGUCACAGCAUCGAUGCAGAGGAAUAUGCUGACGGCUUCGUGGAGAUGGUGGCGAGCAUGGAGGCCACCAGGCCCGAGAUCGUCCGCGGCAUUCCGAUGCAUCGUGCCUUGCAAGGCUGUGGCCGAGCCAUCCGAGGGCAGGAAAUGGCCCGAUUGUACCGAAGCAGCCGGAUAACCGCCAGCAUCGACGAGUUCUGGUCGCACAGCUGGCACACCAGCGUUUGGAUGAAGUUCUGCACCAUGUGGUUUGUGAACCGAAGCACCAUGGCAGCCGUCUGUGGAAUGCUGGGCGCAUGCCUCGGCCUAAUGGCACGCCUCUGCGGUAUUCUGCCGAGGUUCCAGGAGACGCCCGGCUUCUUUCAAUCGCAGUGGUGUGUCAUCUUCGGCUGUGUGGGCCACUACGGCGCCAUACUCCUCUGGAAGCCUAGUCGGCUAGUCUUCCUGGAUGCCGCCUGCAUCGAUCAGGGCGAUGAGCUCAUGAAGGGCGAGGCACUGAUAAGCAUGGGUGCCAUCCUGAAGAGCUCCUCAUCGCUGCAGGUCUUUUGGGAUGCUUCCUGGAACACGCGAUUUUGGUGUGUGUUCGAGUUGGCGGCUUUCCUGCAUGGCCAUGAGCCGGAGAAAGCACGCCCUGACUUGCGCAUCCACCCCACACUGAUGGGGCCAGUGUUAAUGAUUGCCCAUGUGGGCUUAUGUUUGCUGCUCUUGAUGCUUCCGCUCUUGCUCAGAUGGGGCUCUGAGCUGUGGGCGUCAGCUGGACUCACAUUGUUUACGGGCGUUUUGAUGUCAUUCACCUUUCUUGCCCACGUUGGUCGAGCAUUUACCCGAGAUUUGGACACGCUGCAGAAGAGUCUGGCCGAGUUCCGAAUCGAAAGCGCAAGAUGCUUCUGCUGUGACAACAACCACGUGGAUGAAACAGGCGAGGCCCUGAUUUGCGACCGCAUGGUGUUGCUUCGGUGUAUCUCCGUGUGGUUUGGAAGCAAGGAGGCGUUUGACCUCCGCGUGCGAGGGCCCGUGAGGAAGAUGCUACUUGGGCACCUGACCAGCCCAGGCCACCUGUACCGACGCAUCGUCGAAACCGCCAGCCCAGUCAUGUGGCUUUUCUUGGACCGCCUGGCCAUGUUCAUGACGACCGAAAAAGACCGAACUUUCGGAAGAGCUGUGGAGGCCCUCAUGGCAGGUCUCGGAUACUGGCUGGCCACGAUCCCCACCGUUGUCAUGGUCUCCUUGGCCAUGGCCUAUGCGCUCCGGGCAAAGCAGAAGGGCGUGGUCUGGGAAGCGCUACGUGCAGUUGUGGUCAUCGCAGUGGGUGGCAGUCUCCUCCCCCUAAAUUACAGCCUUGAGCAGAUGAUUUAUACGGAAUUCACAGAGCCUGGCAACUUCUUUCACCUGGCCGUGGCACAGACCUUGAUCUUUUGUGGCCUAGCGGCAAUCACCAUCCUCGUCACACAGGCCUUUUCCAGGGCACGGAGAUAUGCCUUGGCAUUGGACCGCUGA
Molecule: messenger RNA, 1545 nt
Organism: Symbiodinium natans
Lineage: Eukaryota; Dinophyceae; Suessiales; Symbiodiniaceae
Source: the annotation of a GenBank genome assembly